AUGGUCCCAAUGCCCAAAUCCAGACCCCCCUCCCAAGUCCUCGACUUCACGGUCCUCCCCCUCCACCGUCCCGCUCUCCCCUCCUACCCACUGAAAAGGACACACUACCUCUACAUCCGGUCCAACGCACCCAGAAUACCAACCGAAGACACCCCCCGCGAGAUCUUCGUCAAGAACGUCCCAAUCGACGCCACAGAAACACAUUUCAAAGCCCUCUUCGCAGACAACCUAGGCGGCGCAAGAAUAGAAAACGUCGACUUCGAAGACGCAAGAGUCGCGAAAGGCAUUCGCGCGCCUGCAGCGCAGGGUAAGAAGCGCAAACGCGGCGCGGACGAUGAAGAUGCGAAGCCGGAGGAGGUGGGCCAGCUACCGAAGACAUGGGAUCGGGAGGUCCAUCGCAGUGGCAGCACGGCUGUGAUACGGUGUGUCGACCGUCCGAGCGCGGAGAUGGCGUUACGGGAGGCGAGGAAGGCUGUGAAGACUGGGAGGGAGAUUGUUUGGGGUGAGGGUGUGGAGGGGAAGGUCCCGCUGUUGGGGAAGGAGAGGUAUGCGGCGCAUCAUAAGCUGCGCUACCCCGAUCAAGCGGUUCUGCAGUCGAGCGUGGAUCGGUUCAUGGAGGCUUUCUCGGCGCAGGAAGAGGAGAAAGCGAGGUUGUUGGCGAGUCAGCGGGCGGAGCCCGAUGAGGAUGGAUUUAUAACGGUGACGAGGGGUGGGAGGACAGGGCCGGCGAGGGAGGAAGAGACGAAGGGGAAGGAAGAGGAGUUCAAGAAGAGGGAGAAGAAUAGGGUCAAGGAUGAUUUUUACCGGUUCCAGGUGCGGGAGAAGAAGAAGGAGAAGGCGAAGGAUCUUGUUAGGGGGUUUGAGGAGGAUAGACGGAAGGUGGAGGAGAUGCGGAGGAGGAGGGGGAAGGUGAGGCCGGAGUGA
Saxophila tyrrhenica is the source of this 924-nucleotide messenger RNA. RefSeq lists its product as uncharacterized. The record is from RefSeq and is a predicted model, not a curated record. Bases 1 to 924 code for a protein of 307 amino acids. The transcript has a single exon. Gene Ontology annotation, biological process: rRNA processing; ribosomal small subunit assembly. NCBI's taxonomy places the organism in Eukaryota, Fungi, Ascomycota, Dothideomycetes, Mycosphaerellales, Extremaceae. Gene Ontology annotation, cellular component: UTP-C complex; CURI complex.